AGACAGGACGCAUGCUCAAUAGCUCGGAGGCGGUAGAAGCCAAUGUUUUCCGGAUGGUGGUGAGCUACCGGUCGGCCCCAGGCCGAGCGCGUCUCCUCAUUGCGAGAGACCUGCUCAGCCGCUCGACUGCGGCUGCCCCGCAGCUCUGCUCCCGCGACGUGCCCUGGUCUCUGGUGGGCUCGAGAACCCGCCCAGCACUUCCAUUCCCGCCUGUAACGAUAUAACGGGGGGGCGGGCGCUCCGCCAUCCCCGGGCUUGUCAGGCGUGGGGAGGGGGCCGGCGGGUCUGGGGGCAGCGAGCUGCCUGUGCCUGGCUGGGGGCUCCCCUGUAUGUUCCGGGGGGUGGACGGGACACCAGUGCAGCCUCCGUGUGGGUGGGGAGUGCCCCCUGGCCAGCUCCCCGCGGGGGCGGGUGGUUUGAGGGGUCGCGUUGGAGAGUGAGCGCCCUUGGCCAAAGGGUGCCAUGCACACGUAAGAUCCUCGCCCUUACGUCGGCGGCCGGCUGUGGUGGCGAGGGGGCUCGCUUUGCACGUGUUUCGCCGUCACCCCUGUGUAAUAUCGGCUAUGGCGGCUGCUCUCCUGAAGCUGCUCCCCCUAGACCCAGGGGACGAAGGCACACAAAGAUGCAGGAUGGGACCUGCCACGUUAUCCUCUCUGGGAGCCAGGCUCGGGUCCCCACUUAAGAUCACGGUUCCUGGUGGCUGCUGUUUGUGCACCGCCUGGCCAAGAAAUGAUUUGGCUGAUGGUUACCUGCAGCUUGAUCUGAAAUGCAAAACUUCAGGCUUAGCUGCAAGCAAGUUGAAAGGUCUCACCCUGAGUGUCAGUCACUUGAAGCUUUUGGCCUGCCACCGGUUGAGAAAAGUAACCGUGAAAGUGGUCCUUAAGAACCUUACUGUGAAAAAAUCCACCCCAGAAGGAACACUACAGGAGACAGUCAAAGAGCUACUGAGAAAUGUGUAUGUUUCUCUUCACCAUGUUGUUACUGCUUCCCCAGUUCCUGGAAAUCCAGUGGUGUGUGUUGAAAUACUGGCUGUAGAUGCUUCGACAGAACAAGCUGGCCUGAUAGCUCCCAAAACUAAUAUAAACAUUAAGGAGGUAGUCACUUUAGAAUGGUACAGACACUUGUCAAAGGACACUGCACAAAUUUCAGUUGCAGGAAUGGAUGAUUUGGGCAGCUCUUUGAAAGAGAUGAUUGUUUUGCCUUUACAUUUUCCCAAAACCUUCAAGAAGUUGGGUCUUUCUGUCCGUAGUGGAGUACUGUUGGUGGGCCCUCCAGGUGUGGGGAAGACUCUUCUCGUAAAGGCAGUUGCAAGGGAAGUGGGGGCAUAUUUGCUUUUCAUUAGUGGUCCAGCUAUAUAUGGCUCAAGGCCUGGAGAAAGUGAAGAGAAUUUGCGAAGAGUUUUUGAACAAGGCAGGGAAUUGUCCACUGAGGGACCAACCAUUCUCUUUAUUGAUGAAAUUGACUCUUUAUGCCCUAAACGGGGAAGUUCAAACAGCAUCUCUGAAAAUCGUAUUGUUGCUCAAUUGUUAACACUUAUGGACGGCAUAGGCAGUGAAAAUGAGAUGGUCAUCAUGGCAGCGACAAACAGGCCUGAUGCCUUAGAUCCUGCACUGAGGAGGCAUGGUAGAUUUGACCGAGAGGUUAUCAUUGGGACACCAACACUUAAACAGAGAAGGUCUAUUCUACAGUUGAUUACUUCUAAUAUGCCUAUUUCCACUGAUGUUGAUUUGAUUAACCUAGCAGAAAUGACAACUGGAUAUGUUGGAGCUGAUCUUACAGCACUCUGCAGAGAAGCUGCUAUGCAGGCUGUCCUCCACAACUGUUUGGAUUCAGUUCACAUGUUGAUUAACCUGGCAGACUUCCAUGAAGCUUUUAAAAAAAUUCAGCCAUCUUCCUUUCGAAGCAGUGUUGGACUAACUGACUUUAAACCCGUUACAUGGGAACAAAUUGGUGGUCUUGAAGAUGUAAAAUUAAAGUUAAAACAGAGUAUUGAGUGGCCUAUGAAGUUUCCUCAGGCUUUUUUGAGAAUGGGACUGUGUCAGCCAAAGGGUAUUCUCCUAUAUGGGCCACCAGGAUGUGCCAAAACCACUCUGGUGAAGGCUGUGGCCACAAGCUGCCAUUGUUCCUUUCUUUCUGUUAGUGGUGCUGACCUUUUUUCACCUUACGUUGGAGAUUCAGAGAAGAUUUUGUCUCAGGUUUUUCGCCAAGCAAGAGCACAUACUCCAGCAAUAAUAUUCCUGGAUGAGAUUGAUUCUAUGCUAGGAUCUCGAUCAGCCUGCAAAACUGGACAUGGUGCCCCAGAGAAGGUUCUUUCUGUCCUUCUUAAUGAAUUAGAUGGUGUUGGCGUUAAAGUCACAGAGAGAAGAGGAAAUAAAUUACAGCUUGAAGGUGAUCGUCAAGAACAAAACGAAAAGGAGAGACAGCUAGAGUUUCAAGAAGUUUUGAACAAAGAUGUCAUGAUAGUUGCUGCAACAAAUAGACCAGACAAGUUGGAUGAUGCCUUGUUGCGCCCUGGAAGGUUAGACAAGAUCAUCUAUAUUCCCCCUCCAGAUCAGAAGGGAAGGCUUUCUAUUUUGAAAAUUUGCACAGAAAAAAUCCCAAUAGAUUCUGAUGUGUCAUUAGAAUACCUAGCAGCUCAAACCAAACUCUUUUCUGGAGCCGAUAUUGAAAAUCUCUGCAAGGAGGCUGCUUUGCAGGCAUUACAAGAGAAUGGACUUGAAGCAACUUGUGUGAAACAUGAGCAUUUUGUAAAAUCACUGAAGAUUGUAAAACCAUCAUUAACCCUCACAGAUUUGGAUUUUUAUGAAAAAUUAUUUAAUAAGGAAGUAUCCUCUUAAAUCAGAAAAAUCUGAAGAAUGAUAUGCAAAAAUUGGUGGGUUUUUUUAAUAUAAUCUUUUAGAAAUGCAUGAUUUUUUAUAACAAUUCUUCUAAAAUUGUUAUUAAAAAACAAAGGGCAGAAAAGUUUUAUAGUACCCAUUUUUCCUUCCUUACAGUAUAGAAAGAAGGAUUGAAAGGCUUUAUAUAUAUUCAUUCUGCUGGUUUUUGACAUAGAAGUAUUAAGCAUGGUCUUCCAUGGGACCUUCUACCUCCGAGUCCCAGUCAGUCAGCACUUCUGUGAGCCAGAAUGCGAUUCUUAAGACCAGUACCAGUAAGAGGUCUGACACAGUCAAAGGGGCCAUCCACAACAGCCAGAAAUCUUUGAGGAUUUGCACUGUAUAUUGAAAGCUGCCUUUAACUGAAGGCACAAGGGUAUUAAAUCUUUAAUGAAGAUUUGUUUUCUCCAAACCAUUGAAUGAUUGAAUUAAGUAGGUGUUAACAAAAUUAAAUUUUUAAAGUCUGAAUAAAAGUCACUUCUCAGUAAGAUUUUUACUACUUUUAUACUGUAAUAUUGUCAUGAUCCUACUAGCUCCCAGUGGUCCACAGAAUAUUCUAAACUAGACAAGAACUAAAUAUCUAGUGCAAAGAAGAAAACGCUUAGAAAAAAUGACCUUUCAUGCCACAUUUAUACUUUAUAAAGAAAUUAAAAGGGGCAUAAAUGACUUUUUUUCUCAUGCUGUUCACCUUUUACACAAGGCUAUAUUUGCAAUAAUCAUUUGAAGCAUAGAUUUUUCCCUAUGGAUUGCAACUUUCAUUAUAUUGUGUGUGUACUGCUUUUUAAUAUUGAAUUAUAAUUUUCUGGUUUUGUAUGUAAUAUAGCAAAUUUUUACUUGUUCUAGAUUACAAAAAUCUUUCAUGUUAAAGGAAAAAUAAAAGUUAAAAUCUUGUUUGCAUUAAAUAUAAGUCUUUUAAAAGUACUGAAUUUUUCAGACAGCAUUCUUCUGAUUAAGGCCUGUUAUUGAUAUAAACUAAACUUGAGUGGCAGAGACUUGCUUAAUUUUUGGGUCCCUUGCACUGUAGUUAUUACAUACUUUUCCUCAUAGCUGAUUGAUUUGGACUACGCUUUUAUUCUGAAUUGUAAGCCAAGCCUUUCACAAACCAAAAAAGUCUUUAUCCAGUAAUAAGUUCUAUCCUGCAUCAAAGUCUUUUUCUUAGGGCUUAUCUGAAAAUUUAUCAAAAUUGAAUUUCCAAGUGUAGAUGAGCCCUUAGAAUAAAACUGUAAGAUAUAUAUUAGGCUGCCACAGACUUGCUUUGGUUUCAAGCAGUAUAUGUUCAACUCCUAUAAGGACUCCUUUCCUGUUGUCCCUCAGCUCCCAAAAUCAGAUUGACAGUGCAGUGGAUAUGUACUAUGGUUAUGAAUACUGUAGGAACUGCUACAUCUUGAUCUAUGAAUACUGAUAUGCAAUAAUGGUAUGAACAAUGUAUAUCUGACUAGGUCAGUGAGGGGAUGAUUUUUUUGUACUGGGUUAUAAGACUGCCCUGUCUGAAAGCAUUGUGCUAAUUUGCACUGGUCUUAGUAGAAUGUUUUAUAUGCCUAUAAUGCUGGAAUUCAAUGGGAACUGUACAGGACUGCAAUACAAUGACUUCCCAGAUAAGAAUACCUACAUACACACUAAAAGGACAGUUGAGGCCAGGUGUUAGACAUAGGGAUCCUACAUUUAGUCUCCAACAUGCCGUAAAUCUUGUUUUGCCAGGCUGGGAACUAGAGAUCAAAAGUUUAGUGUUAAAAAGCUUGUGUGGGCAGGGGGGUUGACUUAUCAGCGAGCUGUCUAAGCAGACAAGCUGUAUAGAGCAACCAAGGAAGGAAGGAGCCCAGAGGAAUUGGGGAUUCUGAGAUUCACAGAAUGGUAAGCAUUAAGAGAAAAUAGGCAUGGACUUUAUUCUGAUUUAUAAUUUUUAAAAUGUUUAAUCUGAAAUGGUUUUGGUCUAAAUAAAUUAUACUUUGCUUUAAAGAAGCUGAUUGGUCACUAAUUAUCACUGUCAUUGCCCCAGAGGGAAUAGAACGGCAGCCGAAGUCAGACCUAAGGUGAUCACAGUUGAUACAGAGGUUACUGCCACCUAGCACCUGGUCUGAGAAUAGGAGAGAAACAUGAUUUCACCCCAAGAAAAAGAGAAUUGCCUGAGGCCCAGAGGGGGUGUACUCAAAAAGUUCAAAGUGUAUGAGGUGUAGUUAGCCUGGUAAUCCUGAUACAGAUCAUUCUCACAAACAAGUUGCAAGAAAUAGUUCUACUGAUUAGUGUCAGUUAGAAUCUGGGGAGGCUAAAUAGAUAUCUUGGUGUAAGAGGAAAAACCUUGGGGGUGACUAUUAUCUGAACUGACUUACUUUCACCCUUUAAU
Messenger RNA from Caretta caretta (loggerhead turtle), 5214 nucleotides. It is a transcript of the gene AFG2B, whose product is annotated as AAA ATPase AFG2B. NCBI's taxonomy places the organism in Eukaryota, Metazoa, Chordata, Testudines, Cheloniidae. The record is from RefSeq and is a predicted model, not a curated record. Gene Ontology annotation, molecular function: polyubiquitin modification-dependent protein binding; ATP binding; ATP hydrolysis activity. Gene Ontology annotation, cellular component: cytosol; nucleus; VCP-NPL4-UFD1 AAA ATPase complex. Gene Ontology annotation, biological process: mitotic spindle disassembly; retrograde protein transport, ER to cytosol; autophagosome maturation.